AUGCCGCUACAAAACAGCGCGGGAAGAAAAGAGGCCUGUUUCUCAGCAAAUGGUAUCAACGGCACCAAAAGGUUUACCGAAAUCCCAUCUACUACGGCGAGCAAUGGUAGCCCAGCUGCAGUAAUUCAAAAAGUAGAAAUUGACCACGACCGGGUGCCUCACUCGAAUGGCGAGUUACGGAAGCCAGAUUCGGGAAGCGCCGCAGCCGCCGAACAUCUAGAGCAAAUCUGGGAAUGGAACGGCACGGCACCAGAGUCAGUGGAGCGAUGCGUCCAUGAUUUAAUCAUCGAGAGAGUCCGGGCCCAGCCUACUGCUCCUGCUGUUUGUGCCUGGGACGGAGAGCUUACAUACAGCGAGCUGGAUGACCUUGCUACCAAACUGGCGUCGCGACUUCGCCGCUUAGGAGUCGGACCGGAUAUCUUAGUACCGCUAUGUUUCGAAAAGUCCAUGUGGACUACAGUUGCAGUACUCGGGGUAAUCAAAGCUGGAGGUGCUUUUGUUCUGCUGGAUCCGUCGCUCCCGGAGCAGCGCCUGCAAGUCAUUGUUCAUCAACUCCAAGCAAACGUCAUCGUAUCUUCAAGUUCCAAGGGUGAAGUGAGCUCGCGGCUUGCAAAGAGUGCACUUGUCAUCAAUUGGGAAUUCUUCACUUCCACUGAAUCUGCCAACAUUGACGAUACUGUCUCGCAAGCCCACCCUGCCAAUCCGGCAUCUCUUCUCUAUGCGGUUUUCACAUCUGGAAGCACCGGCAUGCCAAAGGGGGUCUUGAUUACUAACAAAAAUGCUGCUUCAGCUCUAUACCAUCAAGCAGAAUUCAUGGGGAUGAACCAGAACGCAAGAAUAUUUGACUUUGCAUCGUACAGCUUCGAUGUUUCAGUCAGCAAUGUGCUCUCUGCCCUUGCGACUGGUGGCUGUCUAUGUGUUCCAAGUGAUCAAGAUCGGAAGGAUAACUUGGAGCGAAGCAUAGCGUCGUUAGAAGCCAAUAUACUUGAUAUUACGCCGUCCAUGGCUCAAGUGUUGUCGCCCGAUAGGAUACCUUCAGUCAACACUGUGAUUUUCGGAGGAGAGGCCUUACAUCCUGCGGACAUCAAGCGAUGGUGGGGGAAAGUCAACAUCAUUCACAUCUAUGGGCCAUGCGAAUGCACACCAACAAGUACGAUCAACCACAGCAUGGCUGGCCCGGGCGAGGCGGUACACAUGGGAAAGGGCGUGGGACUAGUGACCUGGAUCGUUGAUCCAGAAGACCACGAGACACUGCUUGCUCCAGGAUACACUGGUGAAUUAUUGCUAGAAGGUCCACUUGUUGGUCGAGGUUAUCUGAAUGACGACGCAAAAACUGCGGCUUUGUUUAUAAAGGACCCGGAGUGGCUACUUCGCGGAACCUCAACCAAGCCGGGGCGGCGCGGUAGGCUGUAUAAGACCGGCGACUUGGUACAAUACACGAGCAAUGGGUGCCUGAAAUUUGUCGGCCGGAAGCAAGCGGCUCAAGUUAAAAUCAGAGGCCAGCGGCUCGAGCUCGGGGAGAUCGAGCACACACUUCGCAAUCAUGCCAAUGUGGAUGAAGCGGUCGCCGCAUUACAACACGAAGAGGGCCAAGAGUCCCGGAUAGUCAGCUUCGUGACUGUGCGCGAUGUUGGUAGCAUCGACUCGCUGACUGACAACAUUGGAGAAGUGAAACGUAGAGAUGAAUGGAAGGCGCACUGCGACGGGGAAUAUGUCUCCGGGAUGGACCAUCGGGAUCUGACCGACCAGCCUCUCAACAAUGGCAAGUUGCAAAGGAGGAAUAGGCAGGAGAUUCAUGACGAGCUCUUUGGAAUGCUAAAGUCUCAGCUCCCACUAUACAUGGUACCGCAAGUGAUCGAGAUUCUGGAUAGAAUGCCUCUCAACCGGAACGGCAAAAUCGAUCGCCUAGCACUCGUCAAAGGCCUCGAAGGCCGGGCCUCUGCACGAGGCCCUAUUCGGCAGCCCGUGUCGGAAGCCCAGCGACUGAUGCUCCAGGUUUGGGCGCAAGUCUUGAAAAUUGAAGCUUCCACCAUCGGGACCGAUGCUAGUUUCUUCCAUCUUGGGGGCAGCUCGAUAUCGGCCAUGAAAGUGGUGGCUGAGGCUCGAGAGAUUGGCAUGAAUCUGAGUGUAGCCGAUAUAUUUCGCUAUCCGAUACUUCAUGAGCUGGUCGACCAGAGCCACCAUGAAUCCCCAGCUGAGAAACCAGACCAAGUAGUUGUGCCCUUUGCCCUCUUAUCCAACGAGACUUCUCUGAAUACUCUCCUUCAGGAGAUAUGUAUCCAAUACGACCUAGGCCAGAUUGGUGGGACAGCAGAAAAUACGUUUAUACAAGACGCUUAUCCAUGCACCCCACUGCAAGAAGGUCUGAUGUCCUUGACAUCAAUGAGUCCAGGGGCUUACAUCGGGCAGAAUGUGCUAGAAAUAUCCCCCGAUGCUUCAAUUGAGAAUCUAUGUGCGGCAUGGGAGCAAAUUGUGCGCCGUUUACCAAUUCUGCGCACUAGAUUGGUGCAUCACGACCGCGUUGGUCUUGUUCAGAUCGUGAUAAACGAACCUAUAAACUGGAUCGAAGCGAAUUCUUUGGAUGACUAUAUUAAAUCUGAUAUUCAGAGACCCAUGGACCUGGGCCAGCCACUCACUCGUUUUGCCCUGAUAAAAGACGCCACGGGUAGCCCAAGGUGGUUUGUCUUGACUAUACAUCACGCCCUCUAUGAUGGAUGGUCUAUGCCACUAAUUCUAGACGCUGUGAAGAAGGUAUACCGAGGCGGAGAAUUUCGAGAGGGUCCGCAAUUCCAAGCCUUCGUAAAGUACGUCAAGAGUCAGGACAGAAAGAUGAUGCGGGAUUACUGGCUUGAUGCUCUCGAGGACUGCCAAUGUGCGCCAUUCCCGGGUCUCCCACCACAUAUUGAGAAGCCAAUGACGAACAAAUCUGCUCAAUACUCAUUCCCAAAGCCUCAAAGCAACCGCUUGGGCAUUACUCCUCCGAUAAUGAUACGUGCAGCAUGGGCCCUGCUUGUUGGGAAGAUGACCAGUACAGAAGACGUCGUCUUUGGUGUUACGCUAUUCGGGAGGAAUGUACCGCUUCCGGGAAUCGAAAUGGUAGCCGGACCAACUUUUGCGACGGUUCCAGUGCGUAUAAAAUGGAACAGGAACGACACGGCAGUCGAGUACCUGAAGGCGGCACAGCAUCAGGCAACAGGAAUGAUUCCAUUUGAGCAAAUAGGUCUACAUAAACUGGCCGAGCUUAGUCCCGAGACACGGCAAGCAUGCCGAUUCCAAACGCUGGUCGUGAUACAACCGGAAGAGGCCAGUGAUGGCUCGGACGAGCUGGGCACGUGGAAGGGCGACUUUGGCCAAGGAGACAGAAUCGACUCAUAUGGCCUUGUGCUUAUUUUGCAACUCGGUGCAGACACGGUGAGAGUUUCAGCUUCCUUCGACUCCAGGAUGAUUGAACCAUGGAGGGUUGAUAAGCUAUUGAGCCGGUUAGGACAUGUGGUCUUCCAGCUAGACCAGGCCAGCCCUGAGCUUCUCCUCUCAGAUGUUGAAACCAUAACUCCACAGGAGCUUGAGCAAAUUUGGAAUUGGAACCAUGCAGUACCAAUAGCAGCAGAGCAAUGCGUUCAUAAAUUAUUCGAGCAGACAGCUCAAGCUCAACCUGAUGCAUCUGCCGUAUGUGCCUGGGAUGGAGAGUGGACAUACCGCGACCUAGACGAAGCUUCCUCACGGAUAGCCCAUUACUUAGUUAUUCUGGGUGUCGGUUUAGAGCAGAUUGUGCCUUUGUGCUUCGAAAAGUCUCGCUGGACACCAGUCGCGAUGCUGGCGGUCAUGAAAGCCGGAGGAGCAUCAGUGGCUUUGGACUCUACCCAACCAGAAGAGCGCCUUCGUACAAUCGUACAGCAAACCGAGCCCGCCUUGAUGCUAUCAUCUUCGGCGAGUCAAGAGCUGGCGAGUCGCCUAAGCCGCCAGCACGUUGUCGUGGUCGAUGACGGCCUGUUGGCAAGGUUGAAGCCGGUCUCUGGAACCUGUCAACUGCCGGUCGUGACACCAUCUAACAAGCUCUAUGUUGCCUUCACAUCGGGUAGUACUGGAGUUCCUAAAGGUGCUGUUAUUACUCAUCGAAAUUUCAGCUCCGCGAUCCAGCAUAUGCGCAAUUCAAGAUGCGCUAUUGUCGAUCCCACGGCGAGAGUAUACGACUUCGCUUCGUACGCUUUUGACAUCAGCUGGUUCAACAGCCUGCAGUCUCUGACUAACGGUGCAUGCCUGUGCAUCCCUUCCGAGGCGGAUCGAAGAAAUGAUCUUGCGGGAUCCAUUCACCGGUUACAAGCCACGUUUGCAAUAUUAACACCGUCAACCGCGAAUAUUCUCCCACUUGAGACCAUCUGCUCCCUCCGGACGCUAAUGCUAGCUGGCGAGGCUCUACCGUCCGAGUACGCAAAACGAUGGCUUGGGCUAACUCGGUUGACGAAUGGAUACGGUCCAUGCGAAUGCACUCCGAUCACCACCGUUGCGGCCAUCGAGGGGACAAAGGUAGUAGCAUCUAGCAUAGGUAGAGGUGUUGGCGUCAAUACUUGGGUAGUACAGGCCUCAGACCACAACAGAUUAGUCCCUAUCGGGGAUGUCGGAGAGUUGAUGCUGGAAGGGCCUCUCGUCGGCUGCGGCUAUAUUGGUGAUGCCGAACAGACAACAGCGGCCUUCAUCCAGGAUCCAACAUGGCUUCGUCAUGGCGCUUCUGGCUUUCCUGGUCGCCAAGGCCGCCUGUACAAGACAGGCGACUUAGUGCGGUAUAAUUCAGAUGGCAGCCUGGUCUUUGUCGGACGUAAGGACGCCAACCAAGUCAAGAUUCGCGGGCAAAGAGUCGAGUUAGGCGACGUCGAGCACCACGUUCAUGUUAGCAUCCCAGCUGCGAGACAGGUAGCAGCUGAAGUGAUACUACCUGCCGAUGCGAACGCUCAAGGGCGGCCAACACUGGCUGCAUUUCUUGUAGUUGAAGAUCAACCGGGUUUAUCGUCAGAGGUUCAAGUCAUGAGCGUAUCGGCUGAAGUUCAUCAUGAGCUUACAAAGCGUUUACCCGGCUACAUGGUUCCGAGUGUUUACUUUUCUCUGCACGAGCUCCCUACCAACAGCUCCGGCAAGAUAGAUCGGCGUCGUCUACGCGAACUCGGAGCCGGCUUCACUGUUCAGCAACUUGCCCAGCUACAAAGUGCGUCUGUCAGCAACAAACGUGCCCCUGCCAAUGAGAUGGAACGUACGCUUCAGAAAAUAUGGGCUCGUGUCCUGGGCGUCGAUGCAGAUAAAAUUGGUUCUGACGACAGUUUCUUCCGCCUUGGCGGCGACUCUAUUACCGCCAUGCAGGCAUCAGCGGCUUCCCGAGCGCUCGGUCUGAAUAUCUCUACAGCAGAUAUCAUGCGCAGCAAGACCAUCUCCUUAAUCGCGGCAGCUGCUUCUUCGUCAAAACAUCAUUUCCCAGAGGUGGGCAAAGCUGACCCCAAGAAGGAUGAUGGUCAGCCUUUCGCGCUGAGUCCGAUUCAGCGGCUUUAUGUGGCCAUGCAGUCGCAUCCAACUCAGUGUUUUGACUUAAAAUUUUUCCUCAAAAUGCGUCAGCCAAUCUCCUUUGCUUCUUUGUCAAAGGCCACUGAGAAGAUUGUCAUGAGGCAUCCCAUGCUCCGGGCCAGGUUCAUCCUGACCAGCAAAGGGGUUUGGAAGCAACGUAUAAUUGAUGAUGCGUCGCAUUCAUUUCACCUUUCUGAGGUAGUUGGUACAGAAUCGGUGAGCUCAUCAAAGGCUCACGAUAUUCGUCGAUGUCGGGAGAGGCUCAACAUUGAGACUGGCCCUAUUCUGGCAGCAGUUCUGUUUAGCGAUCAGGAGCGUCAAAGCCUGUUCAUCACAGUGCAUCACCUCGUUAUUGAUCUCGUUUCAUGGAGGAUUCUACUCGAGGAGCUCGAAGAUCUCCUCAGUGGACGCGAACUGUCCACAAGUCCGACGACAAGCUUCCAGAGGUGGUGCUCUCUUCAAGCACAAUAUGCCCUUCAAAACCUUCAACAAGAAACAAAGCCGGGAGUCAAGCCGCCUCUUUUAUCAUACUGGGGGUUGAAAAUUGACGACAAUGUACAAGGAGCGAUUGCAUUAAAGGAGUUCACGAUAGAUGAAGAAGCUAGCAGUGCGAUUUUAGGAGCCUGCAAUGAGGCGUUUGGCACACGUCCAGUCGAACUGAUGAUCGCGGCUCUUAUUUACUCAUUCUCAACUGUUUUCACUGAUCGAACCUUGCCCACGGUGUUUAGUGAAGGGCAUGGCCGCGAGCCCUGGGACGACCGCAUUGAUCUUUCUCGAGUUAUUGGCUGGUUCACGACGAUUUCUCCUGCGUUCGUUCCGAGUAGAGAGCUUCAGGACUUGGUGGAAACUAUACGCUUGACCAAGGAUUCUGUCAGAAGAUUGUCAAAGAAUGGCUGGUCUUACUUCACAUCUCAAUACGCCGAUGAACAUAAUGCCGCAACCAAUGCCACUGACUUCCCUGUCGAGGUAUUAUUCAAUUUCGCCGGCUCCUACCAGCAGCUAGAAAGAGACGACAGCUUUUUUGAAAGCACCUCGAUAUCAGAAGACUGUCACCCGGAAUCAUGGUUAAAGUUGCGCCGUUUUGCGCUGUUUGAAUUCAACGCCCAUGUGGACCAGGGCCGGCUGGCUGUGUCCCUCGAAUAUCCCAAGAGCACACAACAUGGCGAUUUAAUCGAACGUUGGGCAGUGAUCUAUGAAACUACAUUGAAAAAUUUGGGUGCGCUAUUGAACAACAGAUCACCAGAGUGGACUUUAUCCGACUUUCCCUUGGCGUUUACGUCUUACACCGACCUGGAGGAAUUCCGGUCUGUCACAUUGGGCCAACUUGGUCUCGAGAACGCACAGGAUAUUGAAGAUAUUUUCCCAUGUACUGGCUUGCAAGAAGGGCUUCUCUUUGCCCAGUUCAAAGCCCUAGACAACUAUCGAGUGGCCCUCAAUUUUGAAAUAACAGCUACUGAGACUCCUGGCGAUCACGUCGACCUACUCAGAAUUGAACGUGCUUGGCAGGCCGUGGUGCGGCGGCACACGCUGCUCCGUUGUAUCUUAGUUGACAUGGUUCCCGGAAGCAGCAGGACAAUGCACGUCGUCCUGAAAGACCCUAAGCCCAGCAUUUCAUUUGAUCGAUCUGCAUCCGAGGCUUCGGUAGAUCGUGGAUUCGUUGGCGGCCGAACUUGCGUCAAGUAUGACAAGUACGGUCUUCAGCACCACUUAUCAGUAUCUUGCAUUGACGAGAAGCAUGUCCGCAUUUGUUUCGAGUUGAAUCAUGUGAUUUUGGACGGACACUCGACCGGCGUGAUGCUUCAUGACUUCUGGCAAGCUUAUACUGGCACUCUCUCCCUGGAUGCACCCUCUUACGGCGACUUCAUCAGAUACGUUGAAAAACAACCCCGUGGUGCCGACCGUGAUUUUUGGGUCAAGUAUUUGGAAGGGGUGAAACCUUGUUUCUUCCCGCCCUCAAAGUCAGCAACAGGGGAGAUGAAGGACAUCACGGUCUCAGUGCCGGGCCUUGAGGCAUUCAAGGUGCAUGAUUUCUGUGCUAAAUGGGAAGUUGCAACAGCUUCUGUGAUUCAGACCGCAUGGGCUCUGGUGCUGUAUCACUUCACAGGCUGCACAAGCCCUUGCUUUGGCAACCUUGCCUCGUGUCGAGAUGUGCCUAUCGACAGACUCGGAGAAAUGUUCGGACCCGUCAUCGCCAUGAUCCCAUAUCGUGUACGAUUGGAUGGGAGUCAUUCGGUCGUAGAGACAUUGCGGGAAGCGCAGAAAGACUACGUCGAUAGUUUGCCCCAUCAGAUGUUUUCAUUAAUGGAAAUCCACGAGGCGCUUGACGUCGGCUCGUCUGGGUUGUUUAAUUCUAUUCUUAGUUUUCAACGAGUCGCUGAGCAACCAGAUGCAUCCGUGGACGGACAUAUCAUCCAAGAGAGAUCUGCUCAUGAUCCAGUAGAGUACCCCAUCUCCCUCAGUGUUGGCGACAGUGAUACAGAAUUGUCGAUUGAAAUGACUUUUAAAGCGGGUUUUAUUCCGAAUGCUGAAGCUGAUCGUGUAGCGAAGGCAAUGGGAGCCGCUGUGUCGUCGCUUAUAAGUGAACCCCACAAGAAAAUCAGCAACGACAGCCUCUUAACCCGAGAUGACUUGGAGCUUAUAUGGUCUUGGAACUCUGAGGUGCCAGCAGAGGACAUGCGUGCCCAUAAUGUAUUCGAAGAACAGUCCACGUUGCGAUCCGAAGCCGUAACAGUCUGUGCCGAGGAGGUCGUGACUAUCGUCAAAGGAGCCGGUCUAGUGACGUGGGUGGUUGACCCCAAAAACCAUGACUCCCUGCUGCCGCCCGGCUGCGUUGGAGAACUCCUUCUUGAAGGGCCACUUGCUGUUUACAGCGACCUCUGUGGCAAAGUGAAAAGUGACGCAGCCUUCAUCAAGGACCCAAAAUGGUUGCUCAUGGGUGUUCCAGGCAAACAGAAAGGACGACACGGCAGGCUCUACAAGACAGGCUACCUAGUCCGCUAUAAUGUGGAUGGCAGUCUGGUCUUCAUCGGUCGUAAAGAAGACACUCAAGCAAAGAUCAACGGGCAAACAAUUGAGCUGGAGGAGGUCGAAUACUGGGCCCAAAACCACAUGUCAGAUGCUAAGCAUGUUGUGGCCGAGGUUAUUAAACCUCAAGGGGCCGACCUGUCUUCAAACUCUCUGCUUGCCAUGUUUGUUCAGCUGAAGGAUGAGACAAUUGACGGCAAUGAACCAGACGCUCGUAUCAAGUUACUUCCCAUCCCCGCUGAUGUAGAAGGCAGAUUGGCCAAGCAUUUACCUGUUCACAUGAUGCCAUCUUUGUUGCUCUCCGUCUCGGAGCUACCGAAGACAAUGACGGGAAACAUUGAUAGGAAGCGAUUACGGGAGAUGGCGGCCCAAUUCAGCAUUGAGCAGUUAGAGACCGCACGAUCUUCCGGACGAAGUACAAGCCGACGACCAACCUCUGAGGCAGAACGGGUUAUGCAAAAAAUCUGGGCCAAGAUUCUUGAUGUUAGUAUCGAUGGGAUUGGCCCGGACGACAACUUCUUUCAUCUGGGUGGCGACUCAAUCUUGUCCAUGAGACUUGUAAGCGAGGCCCGAAAGGUUCAUAUGAACAUUACGGUAGCGGACGUUUUCCACCGCAAAACUUUGGCUGAGUUGGUCAACGGGCAGCAUGUAAAUGGAGUGGAAUCCGGUCCACAGCUCGGUGAGGUUGCGCUCGUUGAUUCUUCUACCAGGGAAGCCCUUUCCGAGGAGAUCGUCUCCAUUAGCUCAGACAUCUGCCACAAAGACAUUGCUGAUAUUCUACCCGUCACCAGCGUCCAAGAAAGGUGUUUUGUCGAGGGUAUAUACCCUGUCAUGUGCAUCAACCAAGACGACGCCGUUAGUGGCACUUCAUGUGGACGCUUUGCAAACUACGUCUAUAUAGAUCUGCCCGAGAACACUGAUGUCCCUCUUCUGGAGGAAGCCUGUAAGCGAACCCUUAGCCAGUUUCCUAUUCUGCGAGCAUGUUUUUUGCAGCUGCAGGGGAAAUUCUGGCAGGUCGUGCUGCAUCAAAUCCGGCAUCCUUUCCGCGUGCAGGAUGUCAGCGAGAAUCUUGAUGUAGCCCUCCACAACUUUUGUCUCAGUGAUGCUCACAGCGUCUCCGCGACUCUGCCUCCUGUUUCUCUCGUACUCCUCAGGCACAAGACGCAAGGUGGCCGGCUGAUAAUUCGAAUUUCUCAUGCCCAGUACGACGGUGUUUGCCUACCCACGAUUAUUGCGUCGUUCAUAAAUGGGCAUGUACCAACUCCUCUUCCCCCAAGCUUCUCUUCGUUCCUGUCGCAUGCCUCUCUCAGACGGCCCAAGUCUAUCGAAUACUGGAAAAAGCUUCUGCAGGGGUCACAGCAGCCCGGUCACCUGCGCGAACAUCUCCUCGCGCAGACAGAUAUCCAUACGCCGCAGCCAGAGGCAAUUUAUAUUCGCGCAGAGACAAGUCUUCCUCGCCUUCCGGGCAACAUCACUCCGGCGACUCUAGCUAGCGCCGCCUGGGCACUGCUUCUGUCACGCCUGACUGGGCGCGGCGAUGUUGUCUACGGACAUUUGGUAGCAGGACGAAACUCGGAAAUUGGAGGCAUCGAUAAGACCGUAGGAUGCUGCCUCAACUUUAUACCCGUACGAGUUACGUUCCCGUCGACUCAGACCCCGACUGAACUACUGUUGGCCGUCCAAGAACAGUUUCUUGCUGUUGGGGAAGCCGAUUCUCUUGGCUACAGGGAGAUUAUCGAGAACUGCACAGACUGGCCGCCGGGCUCAACGUUUGAGUCAACCAUCCAACACCAGAAUAUUGAUGAGAAUCCGCAGAUUCAAUCUGCCGCCGGCAUAUCGCGAGUGCAAUUCUUUCAAAACCCCCAUCUUGUGCCGAUGUCAAUACACAUGGUCUCGGAAACUCGAGGCAAUGAGCUAUGCUUUGAGCUCAACAGCAAUACACACAUAAUGAGGCUAGAUGCGGCUAAGGCCAUGAUUGAUGGGCUUAUCUCAAUUAUUGACGAGUUCAAAAGUGCUAUAUGA
Molecule: messenger RNA, 10593 nt
Organism: Metarhizium acridum CQMa 102
Lineage: Eukaryota; Fungi; Ascomycota; Sordariomycetes; Hypocreales; Clavicipitaceae
Product: Nonribosomal peptide synthetase
Molecular function (GO): phosphopantetheine binding; catalytic activity
Source: RefSeq, a predicted model, not a curated record